AUGGUCUUUCUCUCCCGUGCACUGCUCGCUCUCCCACUGCUGGGAUCACUAGCCCUUGCAGAUGUGGCCUUAGAUAAUGUCAUCCCACCAGAGUGCGGCGAUGAGGCCAACGCCUGCAACGGCCUAGUACCGGAUCAAGCUAAUGACACCCAAAACACAUUCUGGUGUAAUGACUGUCCCUGCAACAACAAACUGCUAGGCCAAAACCAAAUCGCGACUUCAGGCAACUGGUCCUCCAUCUUCGACGGCUGGGUCCCAUGGGGCGGAUACUGCCCUCGCGACUUCCUCUGCACCUGGGCCAAUUGGGCCAAGGACCCCUGGAGAGGCUUCGUCUAUGCGCCCAACGAUGGUGGCAUAGGCUGUCCCCAAAACGUAACCCUCAAUCCGGGUGACAGAUACGACCGCUUUGGCAGGAAAGAUGGCAAGUAUCUUGCUCUAGCCGGAGUACCGUACAGUCAGCGAUCUGCCCCGCCGAAUAAUUUGAACAAGUAUGUUGGUCCCGGUAAUACUGAGAAUAACUACUGGGUGUUUGAGGUAGUGCAGCCUUUUAAUGCAUCGCUGUCGCCUAUUGCGCCAUGGUUCGGCCAGCCUGGAGGUGCGGACCAGUGGUAUGUGGAGGAAGGAGUGCAAACCUUGUUAGACGAAGGAUUUCUUGCGGAAGUGGCACCAAGCGGUGCUUUGGAGGAUUCUGAUCUGUCGACAUGGGAUAGUCUGGAGCCGGUUCAAGGGGAACCGAUGUUUUAUCACUAA
Messenger RNA from Aspergillus eucalypticola CBS 122712, 750 nucleotides. Its product is annotated as TNT domain-containing protein. NCBI's taxonomy places the organism in Eukaryota, Fungi, Ascomycota, Eurotiomycetes, Eurotiales, Aspergillaceae. The coding region runs from base 1 to 750 and encodes 249 amino acids. The transcript has 2 exons. The record is from RefSeq and is a predicted model, not a curated record.